Molecule: messenger RNA, 924 nt
Organism: Magallana angulata
Lineage: Eukaryota; Metazoa; Mollusca; Bivalvia; Ostreida; Ostreidae
Exons: 1
Coding region: 1-924 (307 amino acids)
Source: RefSeq, a predicted model, not a curated record
AUGAAAGGACAGCGACACCAGUUCAUCCCUCCCCCUCCCCGAGGACCGCCCCCACGGUUCCAUCAUCCACCCCCUCCUGCUUUCAUCCCCCAGCAGUUUCACCCUCCACCACAUUUUGCUCCCGUGCCCCAACAGCAGCGAUUCGUGCCUCCACCGCCGCCACAGUUUCAUCAAGCGCCACCACCUCCGGCUUAUCAAUUCAUGCCGCCGCAACAACCGAAACAGACCAAACCAAUUCCAAAACCAAAGAACACCGAAAAUCCUCCUCCCCAGGCACCUAAGGCGAAAACAGCCGCGCCACAGGCUCCUUCUUGGCAAGUUAUGCCGCAACCAAUGUUCAUGAUGACUCCUGCUCAAGUGCCGAACGCACCGAAGCAACCAGCUGCGCCGAAACAGUUCGUUCCUCCUUUGCCCGUGUUUUACCCGCAGCCCCACUAUUACCAAGUAAUGCAUCCGGUUCCGUCUCAGCCACAAACACCGAAGCCGACAACAACCACAACCACAACGACAACUACGACACCGGAACCGGAACAGGAAACUGAACACAAAAAAGAAAACCCUGCACAGCCGAACCCGAGCUGCAAUUACUGGUUCGUUGAUCACGGGAUCUACAAGUGGUUUCCGUGUCCGAUGAUGAUAAUGCCAACUCACGCGCCUGUGACCGCGAAACCUACUCCGGCUCCAACCAACGCCCCACUGCCGCAAAUCAUCAAUGAAUGUGAUUAUUGGUAUAUUCAAAACGGCGUGUAUAAGUGGUACGCAUGCCCAACACCGCCACCGUUUCCCACUACGCAGGCGCCUGGACUUUUCGACUUCCUGUUUCUGCCCCAGACAACACUUCCGCCUAUCAACAUCCUUCCGGUUGUGCGACCGAGACCAGUUAAGGUUGAUAUCACUUACAAAGAAAUUGAAAGAGCCCGUUAA